Guillardia theta CCMP2712 is the source of this 915-nucleotide messenger RNA. RefSeq lists its product as hypothetical. The transcript is spliced from 5 exons. The record is from RefSeq and is a predicted model, not a curated record. Bases 1 to 915 code for a protein of 304 amino acids. Lineage: Eukaryota; Cryptophyceae; Pyrenomonadales; Geminigeraceae.
AUGGCUGCACGCGUGGUGUACGGGAAGCUGCCAGGGCGCCAAGGAAGCUGCAAGCGAGAGUAUGAUGAAAAUGUUCGCAACCUGCUGUAUCGGAGAUCAUGCCAAUACACGCAGAGCGGACUUGUGGAUGCCUCUGUCCUCGAAGCUGAUCUCGUCGAGAGGAGAGUGGUUAUGCAGCAGAUUGAAGAAGCCAAGAAGGAGAAGGUCGAGACAUACACCGCCUCAGCAGGCAACGAGGCUCCGUAUAGACCCGAGAUAGCGAGUGCUGAGGAGAUCCCGGUGACUGUUUCCUUCCUCCGCAAUGCACAAGCGGAGAAGCUCUGGCAGGGAAGAGAGGACUUCGCGAUCGAUGGUCGCAAGUUCACAGCUGUACAUCUGCUGCGCCAGUCCCUUGCAGCGGUCCAACUCCAGCCGCUGGCAGGCAUGCUGGUCGCUGGGGCGCCAGGACAGCAAGUCCACAAAGGCUUAGGUCAGAAAGGCUUCAUCGCUGUAGGGGCCAACGUCAUCUGGAGACAGAGGGAGGUGGAGUGGAUCGUCUCCUCGAGCUGCCCAGAGGCGAAUGAUACAGCAUUUCGAGCUUUCCGAGAGAGCGAAGCGAUGGAGGGAGUACACCUGACUCUGUUCAGCGAGGACCCGAAGAUCAGAGAGGCGCUCGCAGUCGAGUUGACAGCUGAUCGCUUUGUGUCCAGAAAUAAGUUGAAGAAGGCAUCAAGGAUGCAGAAGAAGGCAGGCGGCAAGGACGGCAAGGAGAUCAAGAUCAUCAUCAAGUCGACGGCGGCAUCUGGUCGCUUCACGAGGAAGGAGAUGGAGGGGCUGUGCAACGGCGGCAACACGUCCAUCGCAAGAGUCAAGAGAGUCUUGUUGGAGAUCGCUAACAGGCUCGAGAUCAACGUUGAAGGCUGGUUUAGGGUUUAG